Molecule: messenger RNA, 1494 nt
Organism: Eruca vesicaria subsp. sativa (arugula)
Lineage: Eukaryota; Viridiplantae; Streptophyta; Magnoliopsida; Brassicales; Brassicaceae
Source: the annotation of a GenBank genome assembly
AGGAGGAAAAGAAAAGAAAAGAAAAAAAUAUACAAUUUUUAUUUUUUUUGCUCUCUUAUCUAAAAAAGCAAUGGAACCUAACGAAAGGCACCACCAGCAGCAGCAGCACCAUCACCAUCUCACUUCUCCUCCUCCUCCUUACUACCUUCCUUUCCACCACCACAAUCCCACCGCCGUCUCCGCCGCACCCUCCACCACCACCAACAACAAUGGCGAUUUCCCGCCGCCGCCUAACGACGGCUCUUCCUCCUCUCUACCGGUUUACCCUCACUCGGUGCCGUCUUCGGCCGUGACGGCUCCGAUUGAUCCGGUGAAGAGGAAGAGGGGUCGUCCGAGGAAGUACGAUACGCCUGCUCAAGCCUUGGCGGCUAAGAAAUUGGCGUCUUCUGCUAGCAAUUCAUCGGCUAGAGAGAGGAGGGAGCAAGCCGCCGCCGCUGCCGGCGGCGGCGUCUCGCCUCCGGUUAAAUCCGGGUCAAGGAAGGCCCUUUCUGGCUCUGUCGGUGGGAAAACUGGGCAAAGUUUUACUCCACAUAUUGUUAAUAUAACUCCUGGUGAGGAUGUGGCACAGAAAAUUACCAUUUUCGCUGAGCAGAGCAAGCAUGAGUUAUGCAUCCUUUCUGCAUCUGGCUCCAUCUCUAAUGCAUCUUUGUCUCACAUCGCCACAGGAACCAGUGUAUCUUAUCAGGGCCAGUACGAGAUCCUCUCACUGAGUGGAUCUUAUAUUCGGAGCGAACACGGUGGGAAAACUGGUGGCCUUAGCAUUUCUUUAUCUAGUUCAGAUGGACAGAUCAUCGGUGGUAGAGUUGGGGGACUCCUUAAGGCUGCUGGUCCUGUUCAGGUAAUUGUGGGUACGUUUCAGCUAGAGAAAAAGAAGGAUGUGAAAGGAGAUGAUGCUUCAGGAAGUGGAAGCUUGUUACCUUCUCCUUCUGGCACAGAAUCUUUGCAUGUCUACCAUCCAAGUAUGGAAUCUUCCGGAAGGAAUCUAAACAAUGAGCAUCAUAGUAUGCCUAGUGCCAGUGGUGGUGCAUUGGGUGGUGGAGCUCAUUUCAUGAUGCAACCACCUCAGGGCAUGCACAUGACACAUGCCCGGCCUUCUGAAUGGGGUGGUACUGGGUACGAUUUGUCAGGACUGAGAGGAAAUGGGUCAUCAGAAAAUGGGGAUUAUGAGUAAAAUGGCAGCUUAGUACAUUAGUUUCUGAAGAAGUGUGUAGAGGUUUAUGAUCUAAAGUGGAGUUGAGCAUGAGGUCAAUCAUAUCAUACAAUGUCCCAAGGAUAUUUUCAUUUGCAAUGGCAGAGAGAGAAAGGGAGAGGCAAAACCUAGACUGUGAUGCUUUUUGUUUUCUUGGUUCAGUGUAAUAUUUUGGGUAAACUUGACAUCUUUUUCUGGAUUCUGUUUCACUUCAUCCUUUUUUAUUUUAUUUUGUUUCUUUUUUUCAUAUAAUCAGGUUUUGGGGUUUAAGUUAUACUUGUUUAGUUCCUUUUCUUUCUCGUAUG